Messenger RNA from Talaromyces amestolkiae, 1224 nucleotides. RefSeq lists its product as uncharacterized. Gene Ontology annotation, molecular function: FMN binding; oxidoreductase activity. Bases 1 to 1224 code for a protein of 407 amino acids. The record is from RefSeq and is a predicted model, not a curated record. Lineage: Eukaryota; Fungi; Ascomycota; Eurotiomycetes; Eurotiales; Trichocomaceae. The transcript has 3 exons.
AUGAUUGACAAGACUCAAUCCAAACUUUUCCAGCCUCUUUUGAUUGGAGAUGGAAAGAUUAGACUUGAUCACAGGGUUGUCUUUGCCCCGUUGACCAGGAAUCGAGGAGAGCCUUCCCACCGCAUCAGCACUGCACAGACUCCAAACCGCAUUUGGUAUCCUGGGGAUCUCAUGGUUGAGUAUUAUGUUCAGCGAACGACGAAAGGCGGCCUUGUGAUUUCAGAGGGUAUUCCACCUUCUCUUGAGAGCAACGGAAUGCCUGGUGUGCCUGGUCUGUUCACUCAAGAGCAAGCCGAUGGCUGGCGCAAAGUUGUUGAUGCCGUACACAAAAAAGGAGGCUACAUUUACUGCCAGCUCUGGCAUGCUGGCCGAGCUACUAUUCCUCAAAUGUCAGGUUCACCUCCAGUAUCAGCCUCUGCUAGUGUCUGGGAUUCGCCAGACGAAUGCUAUUCUCACAUUCCUGUAGAUGAAACAAAGCCGGUUCGCUAUGCGGACCAUCCACCGGUGGAACUGUCUAUUGAGCAUAUUAAAAAGACGAUCAAAGACUACUGCGACGCAGCAGAGAAGGCUAUGCACGUAGGCUUCGACGGAGUUGAGAUUCACGCCGGGAACGGCUACCUGCCAGAGCAGUUCCUGAGCUCAAACAUCAACAAGAGAACGGAUGAAUACGGCGGAUCUCCGGAAAAGAGAUGCCGCUUUGUGCUCGAGUUGAUGGAUAAAUUGGCGAAGCGGAUCGGUGAGGGUAAUCUUGCCAUUCGUCUUUCGCCUUUUGGUCUUUUCAAUCAAGCUCGCAGUGAGCAACGCGUGGAAACUUGGACUUAUCUUUGUAAAUCUUUGAAGUAUGCUCAUCCGGCGUUGUCGUAUGUCAGCUUCAUUGAGCCUCGGUACGAACAAAUUUUCAGCUAUAAAGAGAAAGACAAGUUUCUCGCUAGCUGGGGUCUUGCCGACGUUACUUUAGACCCGUUCCGUGAAAUCUUUGGCGACACCCCUUUUUUCUCGGCCGGCGGUUGGGACGACACUAACCCUUGGGGUGUGAUUGAAUCGGGCAAGUAUGAUGCCUUACUUUAUGGCCGCUAUUUUAUCAGUAACCCAGAUCUGGUUACCCGGCUGAAGAACGGUAUCCCGCUCGCGGCGUACGAUCGUACUCGAUUUUACGGCCCGUUUAAGGAUAAUACUAUCGGAUAUACCGACUAUCCAGUCGCAGAACAGAUCAUAUCUGAAUAA